Penicillium odoratum is the source of this 1131-nucleotide messenger RNA. RefSeq lists its product as uncharacterized. The transcript has 3 exons. The record is from RefSeq and is a predicted model, not a curated record. Bases 1 to 1131 code for a protein of 376 amino acids. NCBI's taxonomy places the organism in Eukaryota, Fungi, Ascomycota, Eurotiomycetes, Eurotiales, Aspergillaceae.
AUGGAUCCACUCAAGCGGGAGGAUGGCAACAUAUACCUCUCUUCUCGUGGUGCUCAGGGCUUAACUUGCAGUGUUGUCUUUACAGCAUUAGCGACCAGCUUUGUGGGAUUGCGUCUAUACACCCGGGUCAAGCUUAUGAGGAGGAUGGAAUCGAAUGACUGGAUGAUUGUCGUUGCAUUAGUCAACUCGUAUAUUUUCAUGGGUUUGGAUAUGGUUGAAGCUACCAGCGGAAUGGGAAUGCAUCUCAAGGACAUCCCACCAGCGAUCCUUGAGAGACAGAUGAAGGCAUUCUGGCUCACCGUCCCCUUCUACAACGCUGCCGUCCUCUGCGCAAAAGCAUCCAUCCUCAUGCAAUAUUUCCGCGUGUUCCCUACCCGCCGCAUGCGAAUUGUCUGCUGGAUAAUGAUAAUAAUUCUUGCUACAUACGGUACAUGGGCAGUCAUCAGCGCAUUCCUAAACUGCAUCCCUGUUGCCAAAUUCUGGGACGACUCGAUCCCAGGCUUCUGUCUAAGUAAACCGGGGCUCUGGUUUUCGAAUGCAAGUAUGCAUAUCACCACCGACAUUGCGAUUCUCAUAAUCCCCAUCCCGGCUCUGAUCGCUAUCGAGAUACCACGGAGACAGAAAGCGGCAUUGAUGAUCUUGUUUGGAUUGGGUGGAUUUGUUUGUGUGACCAGUAUUGUCCGUCUGGUCAGUUUGAAGAAGAUUUCUGAUUCGAGAGAUCCCACGUACGAUAAUGUGGGUGCGGCGUCUUGGUCUGCCGUGGAGUGUAAUACGGGAAUUAUUUGUGCUUGUUUACCGACUCUUAAGCCGUUGAUUUCGAAGCUUGUUCCGGGGCUUUUGUCUACGCUUGAGGGGAGUCGGAGGAAUGGGACUGAGCAUGUGUCUACUAAACGUCAGACAAUGACUUGGAAUGAUGGGUCUACCCUUGGUGCGCCGGGUGAUGAUAUUGAGUAUGGGGCUGGAGAUCCUGAGCGGGUCCUUGAGCUGGUUCCGAGUGGCGCUGGGAAGCAUGGGAGACGCUGGGUUCAGGAGGAGAAGAUUGAUGGGAUCACGGAGAUUACUGGGUUUAGGCAAUCGAAUUAUUGCCAUCAACAUACAGUGUCUGACACAUCUGUCUACUCGCGGAGUUGA